Messenger RNA from Corylus avellana, 1567 nucleotides. RefSeq names its product AUGMIN subunit 7. Gene Ontology annotation, cellular component: HAUS complex. Lineage: Eukaryota; Viridiplantae; Streptophyta; Magnoliopsida; Fagales; Betulaceae. Gene Ontology annotation, molecular function: microtubule minus-end binding. Gene Ontology annotation, biological process: spindle assembly; microtubule organizing center organization. The record is from RefSeq and is a predicted model, not a curated record.
AACGAAUUUGUUGAUGCGAAUAGAAUCGUGUAAACGACAUUCCUGACUCAAACAACGUGGUUCGAGUUUCAACGUUCCAGUGCACUGAGCAGUGAGCACACCCUAGACUCCGCUUUACUCCUCCGGAAGGCGUCGGGAGCGAGAGGAAAUGGCGACAAGGGAAAUGGAAGAAAUACAGAAGAAACUGGCAACGCUGAAUUACUCAAGAGCCAAUGCUCCUGCACAGUCUCUCCUCUUCGCUGGCAUGGAGCGCUACGCCCUUCUCGAGUGGCUCUUCUUCCGACUAUUGGGUGAUAAAUCACCAUUCUCGCAACAAAGUCAGCAAGGGGAUGCCAUGGUUCGUGACGAAGAGACUUCUCGCAUCCAAUAUUUGGCGGAGAUUGCAAAGUUUCUGGGAUUUACAACUACUAUAGAUACAGAAGCCAUCCAAGGACGAGGAAGCUAUGAAGAUCGCACUGAAAUGCUUCGUCUUAUUGUUGAUCUUGUAGAGGCAAGCAUCUAUGUUGAUAAUCCAGAAUGGAGCAUCGAUGAGCAGGUGAACAAGGAUAUACAACUUAUAGAUUCUAUUGCAGAAAAACAAGCUCAAAUAUUCUCUGAGGAGUGCAAGUUGUUCCCUGCAGAUGUUCAAAUUCAAUCAAUAUAUCCACUGCCAGAUGUUUCUGAGCUGGAGUUGAAGCUUUCAGAGCAAUCAAAGAUACUAUUGAAUCUUCAACUGAAGGUUGACGAUUUGGCAUCAAAGCAUGCUUACAACCCAAAUGAGGAGUAUGCAGAGGUGGAAUCCCAAUUGCGGGCACAUUUGGAAUCUUUUCUAGAAACUGCAAGAUCAUUUAAUAUGAUUUACACCAAGGAAAUUCGUCCCUGGACGCACAUGAUGGAGGUACCACAGCUCCAUGGGUUUGGCCCCGCUGCCAAUCGCUUAUUGGAGGCAUACAAGAUGCUUUUGAAGUUCCUAGGGAACUUGAGGAAUCUUCGAGAUUCCCAUGCAGCUCUUGCUGUUGGAUCGUGUGAAACUGUUGCUGGCGAGCCUUCUUCCGUCACGAGAAUAAUCUCCGAGUGUGAGUCGGCACUGACAUUCUUAAACCGUGACCUUGGAAUUCUCUCUGCUUCCAUUGCUCGCGAGCAGGGUGAGGAGGUGAAAUUACGAAGAACAACAAGAGGCAUGUUGAACAAAGCAAUCUGCCAUGCAGGAGUAAUGCCGUGAAAGAUGGAGAAAAUACACUAAACACGCCCCAUGUUUGCUGUUUGACGCCGUAUAUACCUUUGAAAUCAGGAAGUCUCACAGCUGUGAAUCUUUUUGAACUUUGGUUGUCUCACAACUCUCUUUCUUUGACAAAGGCUUGUCAUGAUAUGUAGCUUUAGCUUUAGGUCCAAUAACGAUAAGAUGAAGGUGAUAUAUUAAUUUUAUUAAUGAAUUUUUAUUUGAACAAUUUUGUUUUGAAUUUAUUAUUCAGCCAGCCAUAACCAGCUGGUAGAGGGGUGGUGUGCUGUGUGGGCUCCAAAACGCGGUGCCAUUGUUUUUUCUUCAGUUUCUUGAGAAAUACAAAAACGUAGCCGUUUACAUUUGUAA